Messenger RNA from Nannochloropsis gaditana CCMP526, 536 nucleotides. RefSeq lists its product as uncharacterized. The coding region runs from base 48 to 536 and encodes 162 amino acids. The record is from RefSeq and is a predicted model, not a curated record. The transcript is spliced from 6 exons.
CCUUGGCCGUGCACGGGCAGGGAGUCUACAUCGUCACACAGGAGGAGAUGGUACGCCUGGAUAUGGACACAUCCUCCGCGUCCUUGAAGUUCCGAUGGGCCACUCCCUACGGACGAGGCGGACUCCCUUGGUACACGUCCCGUCUGGGCCCGGGCUCGGGCUCAACGCCCUCCUUGACCUCCUGCCAAGGCCGAGAUAUGGUGGUGAUCACCGACGGCGAGUUGAGAAUGAAUCUGAUCUACCUGGAUGCGGAGACGGCACGCACGCCCGUCGAUUUUGGCGCGAAAGUCGACGCCUCCCGACUCACUUCCGAGCAGUCGGUGGCCGUGCGCGGGUGUAAGGCCUUCGUUGUGAACAAUUAUGUGGGCACGGACGGCUUGGACGCCGACACCCAGUGCACGGACGCCCCACGGCGUCAAGGGAAGGAGGAGCUGGCCGCGUUCUGUAAUAAAGCGCUGAAGCAGCUUUGGGCGCGGGACGACGUGAGCUGCGGCACUUCCAUUCCCCUCAUCAGCGGACCCUCCGACGGCAGGUAG